GCGUGGCAAUACCAUAAUCAUCCAAAUGAGGAGAUAGAGGAUGAGUUGUUAGUUGAAACUUUAGACAUGGCAGCAAAGUAAUGAAACAUUAUUAGCUUCAGAAACCGAACCAUGGCAUUAGCACCGUUCGGUUCUGCAAACUCCAACACUUUGUUUCUCACUCUUCCAACACCACCACCUCACAAUCAUCCUACCUCAACUGUCACUUUCUAUUCUCACCAAAGAUCUAUUGUUUGUUCUGCUUCUAAUAAACCAUCCAAUUCUUCUCAAAUUAGCUCUAUAGCCAAGAUAAGGAGCGAGGUUCUAUCACCCUUUCGAUCUGUGAGAAUGUUCUUUUACAUUACUUUUGUUGCAAGUGGCUCUCUUGGAACACUCAUAGCAACCUCACAACUCAUUGCUGCACUGGCUAAUCCUUCAAGAGCAUCCGAAGUUUCCGAAAUUCUCAAAGGUCUAGGCAUUGACAUUGGAGCAGUGUCAUUGUUUGCUUUCUUGUACUUCAAUGAGAACAAAGCCAAGAAUGCUCAAGUUGCUCGGCUCUCGAGAGAGGAAAUCUUAUCGAAUCUUAAGCUUCGUGUGACAGAGAAAAAGAUCAUACCAGUUAGUUCAUUGAGAGGGAUUGCUCGAAUUGUAAUAUGUGCUGGUCCAGCAUCCUUCAUAACUGAGUCUUUUCAGCGCAGUGAACCUUUCACUGAAGGUCUUUUGGACAGAGGUGUGCUUGUUGUUCCUUUUGUAACGGAUGGAAAUUCACCUGUUUUGGAGUUUGAGGAGACAGAGAAACUUGCCACCAGAAGGAAGAGACUAUGGCAGCUGGCUCCGGUUUACAUCAAUGAGUGGUCCGGGUGGUUAGAUGAACAAAAGAAGUUGGCAGGUGUAUCCUCCGAGUCUCCUGUGUAUCUAUCUCUACGCAUGGAUGGUCGAGUUCGUGGUAGUGGUGUUGGUUAUCCUCCAUGGAAUGCUAUGGUUGCACAAUUACCACCGGUGAAUGGAAUCUGGACCGGACUAUUAGAUGGCAUGGAUGGUAGAGUUUAGAAGAAGGAGUGCAGCCUUAGGUUUCUUUUUUUUCAUUUUUUUCCUCUCACUUUGUUUCCUUAUAGUGGAUAUAUUCUAUCAAACUUUUAUGAAUUGGUCUCUGUAUAAAUUUCUCCUUAGCCUUCUUACAAAUUGAACUUUUUUUUGCCGGUUAAUUAAUAUAUACAUAUUUAAUGGCUAUUGGCUCAAUGAGAAAUUUUGAUA
This is a messenger RNA of Cicer arietinum (chickpea), 1233 nucleotides long. RefSeq names its product protein LOW PSII ACCUMULATION 1, chloroplastic. The record is from RefSeq and is a predicted model, not a curated record. NCBI's taxonomy places the organism in Eukaryota, Viridiplantae, Streptophyta, Magnoliopsida, Fabales, Fabaceae.